Molecule: messenger RNA, 4056 nt
Organism: Pristis pectinata (smalltooth sawfish)
Lineage: Eukaryota; Metazoa; Chordata; Chondrichthyes; Rhinopristiformes; Pristidae
Gene: jph1b
Product: junctophilin 1b
Exons: 6
Coding region: 95-2083 (662 amino acids)
Cellular component (GO): endoplasmic reticulum membrane; sarcoplasmic reticulum; junctional membrane complex
Source: RefSeq, a predicted model, not a curated record
CACACACGCUGGUUUCCUGCCCCCCUGCCCGCUUUUUGCUGCCCCCGAGCCCCGUUUUUCGGUCGGUCUGCGAUCCGGUCGCACCGUUUCAUGCAUGACUGGAGGAAGGUUCGACUUCGACGAUGGCGGGAGUUACUGCGGCGGCUGGGAAGACGGCAAAGCCCAUGGUCACGGCAUCUGCACGGGGCCGAAGGGUCAGGGCGAGUACAGCGGCUCCUGGGCGCACGGGUUCGAGGUGGUGGGAGUCUACACCUGGCCGAGCGGCAACACCUACCAGGGCUACUGGAGCCAGGGCAAGCGCCACGGGCUGGGGGUAGAGACCAAGGGGCGCUGGUGUUACCGCGGAGAGUGGACCCAUGGCUUCAAGGGCAGGUACGGGCUCCGCCAGAGUCUCAGUAGCCCGGCUAGGUACGAGGGCACAUGGAGCAACGGGCUGCAGGAUGGAUACGGUGUGGAGACGUAUGGAGACGGCGGAACGUACCAGGGACAAUGGGCUGGAGGAAUGCGUCACGGAUAUGGUGCACGCCAGAGUGUGCCAUUUGGAAUGGCCACGGUCAUCCGUUCGCCACUACGCACCUCGCUAGCAUCUCUUCGAAGCGAACAGAGCAAUGGCACAAUUCUACAUGAUAUUGCUGCUGACAGUCCAGCUGGGACAAGAGGUGGGUUUGUCCUCACCUUUCACAGUGAUACAGAAUUAAUGACUGGUAAGAAAAAGGGCUUUUUCAGAAGAGGAUCGCUGCUGGGAAAUCUAAAGCUCAAAAGAUCUGAGUCCAAGUCCUCUCUGGCUAGCAAACGCAGCUCUGCUCGGAGUGAAGCAUCAAUGAGUAGAAUAAGUUCAGCCAAUAGUGAUGCUAAUUCGACAAUCAGUUUUGGAGAAGGUGAUUCUGAAUAUUUACCGGUAGAAGAUCAUGUUGAUGCUACUACAACUGAAUCGUAUAUGGGGGAAUGGAAAAAUGAUAAACGCAGUGGGUUUGGUGUAAGUGAGCGCUCAAAUGGUAUGAAGUAUGAGGGAGAAUGGUUGAAUAAUCAGAGGAAUGGUUAUGGAUGUACUACCUUUCCUGAUGGCACAAAAGAAGAGGGAAAAUAUAAAAAUAACAUUUUGGUUCGAGGAAAGAAAAAGCACCUUAUACCCAUUAGAACCAGCAAAAUUAAAGAAAAAGUGGAGAGAGCAAUAGAAGGAGCACAUCGAGCCGCAGCAAUUGCCAGAACAAAGGUGGAUAUAGCAGCUUCAAGAACCGCACAUGCAAGGGCCAAAGCUGAUGCAGCCGAUGCUGCCGCACAAGCCGCUCGCCAGGAAUCCGACGUCGCAAGGGCAGUUGCCAGAGAAUUGUCCCCAACCUUCUGCCAGCCAGGUCUAGAUUAUAUUAAGCAGAGAAUGCAGGAGGCAAUGGGAUAUACAGAGAAAAAAGAAGAGCCUCCACCUCCAAAAGAAACAAAACCAGCGUCAGCAAAUAACAGUCCUCAUUUCUACAGGAAAGGUACAACUCCAUCACAUAGUCCUGAACAAAGUCCUGGCCCGACGCCCCCUCCUUCACCGCCAAUUUACAAGAAAGCCCCUAAUACCAAUUGGAAUAUGGGCUCUGCCAGCAAUGUAAACAGGGAUAUUUCAGGAGCUGCAAUGAAUAGGCAACUAUCAAAAAGCUCCAGCAAGCAGAACAGCGAGUGGAAACAGCCAAAGUCAGCAGGUUACAGUCCUACGACUGCUGGCAACGGACAGUUACAUAGUGCGUACCAUAGUUACUUUGUGCGCACAGAUGUAAAACUGCCACCGGAAGAGCCAGAAGAACAGGCCAAUCCUACACCAAUGGUACUUGGAAGGCAACCACCCCCACCAAAACAAUCACUUGCAAGGCUGUCGUCUAUAAAGUCUUCUGUCAAAGAAACAAAAUCAGAGCCAAAAUUGAAGAAACAGUUAUCCGUUGUUGAUCCUGAACCAAAGAAAUUAUCAAAAUCUCAAUCAGGUGAUGAUAGUGUGGAAGAAUCAGAAGAAAUGGAAGAGACGAGUCCAAAUACAAUCUUGGUCAUCUUGGUUAUGCUGUUGAAUAUUGGUUUAGCUAUUCUUUUUGUCCAUUUCCUGACUUGACAAGAAUUUGCUAAGUGAAGUCAUGAAAAUUAAGGGUGUUAGCCGUCAGUUCUCUACAGUUGUUCCAUCAGCCUUAUUACUGACACCAGACAUGCUGAGACACAGGGAAAGAGGCUUGAAUUUGGUGUGGUACUCAGGAAAGAUGAGACAUGGAAAUUAAGUCAGGGGCUGAUGUGUCCCCUGGUGAUGAUUUGUGGCUCUGGAUCCUCUGAAACUGAAGCAAGUGGCCAUGUUGUUGGAAAAAUCUGCUGAACCAGCCUAACCACUGAAGUGCAUGGCUGUUCCAUCUGCUCUUGCGGAGUGUGACUUAACUGGAAAUGUACAGACUGCACUUUUGUUGAUGGAUGGUAACAGCUGCCUUACUUUUUUACUGUCUUGCCAUGUAGUUGGGAGAAGGGGACGGCUGCCAGAGGAAUGCGGUUGGAAGAUUCUGUGCUGUGAAUGCAAUUUCCAGUGGCUUCUCAUAUCUCGUUAAAAGAAGUACAUUAGCAGCAUCACUCAACCAGUCUUAUUCCAUUACCCGCUGCUCAUAUCGUCUCGUACAGUGUUCUGGGAGAUUUUGAAAAAAACAGUUCACACACUUUUUGCAUGAAAAUUAUACAUUUUCUGUCACUGAUUAAACUUUUCUUUUUGUCUAAUAUUUAGAGCAUUUAUUUAAGUCAAAAUGAGUUCCUUUCCUUUGCCUUCAGUGACUGAAUUUGGAGCAUCCAUUCAGUUAAUGAGAUUUUCUGAAGUGUGGUGACCAGUAACCCAAAUUAGCAUAUGUGUCAACACCAAGAAACCGGAGUUAAGGAUGGGGUUUUCUUUUUGCAUGUGGAUUUUCUGUUAAAAAUGGAGUUAAUUUUAUUGCAUUGAAUACAUUCAGGUAGAGCAUUGUAAUUUGGAUGUUAAAGAAGCUGACGCCUUUACAAGUCUUCAGAAAUGAUCAUGUUUACCUCAAAUGUAUUGGCCUCGAAGGAUUUUUUUGGAAUGUUUGUUGAAUAUCUGUCUUAAUUAUUUUAAUUGACUCUAAUAUAGUCAAUGGUGAUUUCUGUACCAUUUUGUUUUAUCACCCCUCAUGUUAUUUGUGGUGGCAUGUUUAUUUCAAAGGGUUGAGUAUUUGGUGUGGUUGAUUUUAGACUAGAGCACUAGAUUUAUAUUAAUCUCCAAAAAUGCAAGGGCUGCAUAAUUUAAAACAGAUUAUAUAUAAUGUGUUGAAGAAAGAUGUACUAUUCCACAGGUACUGACUUUAAAUGUAACCCGUAUGUUAGUUUGCAUGCUUUCAUGCAAAACAGUAUCAUUGGGACACAGUUUCAUCAAGAAAUCAGUACUGUUUGUGGAUUUAAUAGAUGCUACAUAAUUUAUUAUCUGAAAUCAGUCUGAUUUCAGAUCAGUAAUAGAUGGUGUUUUUUGCAGAGGUGUGUUGAAAAUCCUAUGUAUGUGAACAGUGUGAAAUGAAGAAGAAAAUUGAAAAGGCAAAGAGAAUAAAAGACAAAUUGUCACCAAUGUGCAUCAAAUCUGACCUUGCUUCAGAUGGAAAUUUAACUCACAGAAUGUGUCUUUGGGUCAGUGCAAAUGUAACGGAAGCUUAUGUAGAAACUUUUUUGUCUGGCACAAAAAUCAAGGGUUGUUAGGAAUGUUUUUUGGAAAUGAAGUUCACUAUAGUAAUUUAAUUUUAACAAAAAAAGGAAUUUUCUUAUAUUAAAAUCAUGAGCUUUUUUAAGAAGCAUGAGCCAGAAACUGCUGGCAUUUUUCUAAAUGUACACAGCUCUAUUUUAGCAUGGAUCCUUUUGUCUUUUUUUAAAAUAAAUGACAUGCUAUACACAUCUUUAUAUUUAUCAAAUAAUGCGCCAAGUGGACAACUCUUGUGAGUUGUCAAUAAAUUGUUAUAUAUUCUAACAUUUUGAAUGUCUUUUUCUGGUGUUCUGAACCUUGGAAUUAUUUAAUUCUGUUCUUUGUAAACCUAUCAUCCUUUAUUUGUUCUGUGCAGUUUA